CAUUAAAAUGUAAACAUUACAAAUUCCUUUUCUCCUUACUUCCAUUGAAAACCCUGUCUUAUAAAAGGAAAAAAAAAAAAGGAAGGGAAAAGGUUAAAAAAAAAAGGAAGCGGCGAAGAGCGAGAGUCGAGAGUCGAGAGUCGUUGGAUCCAGUAGCUGCAGAGCUCUGUGCCUCCAUUUCCUCCCUUCCUCUUCCUUCUUUCUUCCAUCGCGCAGCUGCCAAUGUUUUUUCUUGGUCGCGCCAUUCAGGAAUUUGAUCGAGAAACAGGGUUACGUAGAAAGGGAUAAAAGAAGAUAAAGAAAAAGAAGAGGAGGAGGAAGAACAAGAAGAGGGAGUUGAGGAAUGGCGAUCUGAUGAUUUCCAGAAACUUCGUAGCGGAAUUUCCGGAUUCUCUUGGUCCCGCCUAUCCAUGAUCUCGCUUACGCCUAGGGUUAGGGUUUACCCCCGAUGUCCGCCAGCAGAAGCAGCAGCAGCACUGCCACCACCGCCUCAAACCAUCACCAAGGCGUCGCGGCGCCAUGGGCUUGCCCCCAUCUGUCCGACUACAGGGAGAAGCAUGGCCUCAACGGAUUCCGCGUACUAGCUCGAUGCCUCCGGAUCCGGCCGCCCGGGCGCGCAUCGAUCCGCCGCGACCCGAAGGAGGUCCCCCACUGUGACUCCUGCGGCGCUGACGUCGGCCGGCUCUACGCCUGCCUGAUCUGCGCCACGGUAUCCUGCUGGCGGCCGCCUGACUCGUGGCACGCCUGCGUCCAUGCCCAGGCCCGCCCCGGCCACGAGAUCGCCGUCGACGUCGACCGCGCCGAGCUGUUCUGCUGCAUCUGCCGAGACCAGGUCUACGACCGUGACUUUGAUACGACUGUCGUCCUCGCACAGAAGGCCGCCACAGAGUUGCCUAAGCCUCUGUCCCUUCCCUCCCCACCUCCUCCUCAGCCACCGCACCCCGCUAACGGGAUCCGGCCUGAGCGGGUUACAACCCUGCGCAAGCGGCAGAAGGUGGUGGAUUACCGGCCGUGGAUGCCGGACUCCAGGGAGAGGGCGUUGAUGGGCCGGGGAUCGGUCCCUCUGAACGCUCAAGACGGCGGAGUUUGGGGACUCAGGGGGCUUAACAAUCUGGGCAAUACCUGCUUCAUGAACUCGGUAUUGCAGGCGUUGCUCCACACCCCUCCUCUUAGGAACUACUUUCUGAGCGAUCGUCACAACAACCACGCCUGCCGGCGGAAGACGGUGGCAAGGCCAUGCCUCGCCUGCGACUUGGACGCAAUUUUUUCGGCGGUCUUCUCCGGCAACAGGGUGCCGUAUAGUCCGGCGAGGUUCCUUCACAGUUGGUGGCAACAUGCAGCAAACCUUGCAAGUUAUGAGCAGCAAGAUGCUCAUGAAUUUUUCAUUUCAAUGCUUGAUGCAAUCCAUGAACGUGAAGAACCUCCCCAGUCCAAUAUUCGAAAUGGAGGCCAUGGAGAUUGUGGUUGUAUUGCACAUAAGGUUUUCUCAGGGAUUUUGAGAUCUGAUGUGACGUGUACCGUCUGUGGUUUCACAUCUACCACAUAUGAUCCCUGUGUUGAUAUCUCAUUGGAUCUAGAGCCAAGCCAUGGAUCUGGAAAAAUUACCAACUCAAAGUCCUAUAAUGGCAAUUUUGAGAAUGACUCCGUAAUAUCAAGUCAAAGCUUGGGAAUUUGUACCCUCAGAGGAUGCUUAGAUCGCUUCACGAGGCCUGAAAAGUUGGGAUCUGACCAGAAGUUCUACUGUCAACAUUGUAAAGUCAGACAAGAGUCACUCAAGCAGAUGUCUAUACGAAAGCUCCCUUUGGUUUCAUGUUUCCACAUCAAAAGAUUUGAACAUUCAUCUACCAGAAAUAUGUCAAGGAAGGUGGAUAGGUAUUUGCAAUUCCCUUUUUCAUUGGACAUGUCACCAUACCUAUCCUCCUCUAUCAUCAGGAGCAGAUUUGGCAACAGAAUUUUCUCUUUUGAUGGUGAUGAGGUAGAAUACCCUUCAGGAUUGUCCCCCCAGUUCGAAUUGUUCGCAGUGGUCACUCAUGCUGGUAAACUUGACGCUGGCCAUUACGUUACUUAUUUGAGGCUCAGUGACCAGUGGUAUAAAUGUGAUGAUGCAUGGAUCUCUCAAGUUAGUGAUGGAGUUGUGAGAGCCGCACAAGGAUACAUGAUGUUCUAUGUACAGCAGAAGUUAUUCUAUAAAGCAAGUGACAACCUGGCUGCUCCUCAUUAGCUGAUGUGCAGAGUGAUAAAUAAGAUACUGAAGCAGGACCACUUUGUUUUUCAUUGCUUCAGGUGCAGAAACGUCUGUACCAGCCCAGCUAAAGGUUAAAUCAGCUUCUUGUUGAUCAAUUGCAAGAAUGAUUUUUAUGAUUUUGAUAUGACUGCUGAGAAGCAGUACUUGAAUGAACAGCUCUGUCAAUUUUGUGAGUCUCUCGUGAGAAUAAUUAAAUUCUCGGGGAGAGGUAACAGGAGCCUAAAUUUUUGAGGCACUCCUUACGUCUGCAGUUACAAAUUUUUCAUCCAUAAAGGUAUGGCUUUUUAUUAAAAGGUAUAAGAGUACAUCUUUUCUUUACCAAUUUCA
This is a messenger RNA of Nymphaea colorata (pocket water lily), 2572 nucleotides long. RefSeq names its product ubiquitin C-terminal hydrolase 22-like. Gene Ontology annotation, biological process: protein deubiquitination. The record is from RefSeq and is a predicted model, not a curated record. Lineage: Eukaryota; Viridiplantae; Streptophyta; Magnoliopsida; Nymphaeales; Nymphaeaceae. The transcript has 3 exons. Gene Ontology annotation, molecular function: cysteine-type deubiquitinase activity; zinc ion binding. The coding region runs from base 449 to 2221 and encodes 590 amino acids.